Molecule: messenger RNA, 555 nt
Organism: Diaporthe amygdali
Lineage: Eukaryota; Fungi; Ascomycota; Sordariomycetes; Diaporthales; Diaporthaceae
Exons: 4
Coding region: 1-555 (184 amino acids)
Source: RefSeq, a predicted model, not a curated record
AUGUACAGCUCAUCAUCAUAUGAGAAAGAACUGAGCAGCAAUAUUCGCAUGAAUGGCAGCGAAUAUGCCUGGACUGGCUCCCAUAUUGCCUUGCUGCAUGCCAAGCCCAGCUGGGCACUGUACUCGGAGUAUCAUGUAUUCGCAGAUCCACAAUCGAACGUCAUUGUCUUCAACUCAGUCAACCAAAUGACUAGUUUUACACCUCUAUCGUUCCCAGUCACUGGGGUCUCGUUCCAGAACGGGCACUUCGGUCUAGAUGUGAGGACGAAAGUCCGCGGACUGAGCGAUUUUGUCUCCAGUAAAUGGAGAUCUGCUGUGGGAGAUUCAAGCCCCAAGAAGUCGAUGAUACGCAGACUCAGCGAGAUUGUGUCCGGAGAGGAACAAGAAGAAGCAGAAGAGAAUGAGUCGGCACAACCGAGCCCAUCAGAGACAAAUUCAUCAGAGCCAGCGUCACCGGAGCCGAGUCUCCUACACGGGAGAAGAUUCUCCCUAUCGCCUUCCAUCGGCAAUGCACCGAGGCGCAGGACAAGCAUUUGGAGCCAUUCCGGCGAGUAG